Messenger RNA from Colletotrichum lupini, 615 nucleotides. RefSeq lists its product as uncharacterized. The coding region runs from base 1 to 615 and encodes 204 amino acids. The transcript has a single exon. The record is from RefSeq and is a predicted model, not a curated record. Lineage: Eukaryota; Fungi; Ascomycota; Sordariomycetes; Glomerellales; Glomerellaceae.
AUGAAGAAAGAGGAGAGGUAUACCAGCAAGGAGGAGGACAUGAUACGGUUGCUAGACAUUCGUUAUCUCGUGGCCAGGAUUGCCCUUUUGGCUUCUGAAAAGAAAGACGAAGGCGAGUGCGUGUAUGAUGCACACACGGACAAAUUCCGCGCCAUCGUCGUUCUGGCAUCACAAGCGGAAGGCUCUUCAGAGGCGUCCAAGUCCUCAGCAGGCUGGGGAACCGAAAGCGUCCUCGAGCUCGGCUAUAGCUCUCUCCUCUUCAUGGUGGUCAUCAGGUGCCGCCACCUAAGACUGCGACUCGAGGCCCUGAGGUUGAUGAAGAAGCUCAUGCAGCCCGAAAGGAAUAUUUGGGAGAGGAAUUUGACAUGGUCUAUCGCAAAGCGGGUGGUUGAGAUUGAGCAUAAUAUCGCUCUCAGCGAUAUCAUCGAGUUGGACGCCUUCGAUACCUCUGAUGAAGGCAGUGGUGGAUUCGUGCCCGAAGAUAGACGAAUAGUUGCGAUGAACUUUCGCGAACCGCCGGAAGCCACGAUUCCGCCACGGAAAAAGGUGCAUUUCUACCUGAAGAAUCAGAAGACCGGUGAAAUUAUGAAGAGGGAAGAGCAUGUAGCAGUAUGA